UCUGAUAAGUCCGCGGUCAAUCAGCUGUGCCAAUCAACGAAAAUAAUAAUCAAUCCGGACGGUUCAAACGGAAUCAUUUUCGCGAGACACGCGUUGUUUGUUUUCGGUGGUUGCGCGUACUUUGCUUUUCGGCGCGCAAGAACCAUUGACUGCGGAAAAGGUCAUUACGCGGAUCAGACUCGGCGAUUCACCGUGAGUUGCCGUUGUAGAAAAAUCAAUUCACUCGAGUGACGAAAACAACACCAUGAGUGUGGGAACGUUUGAUGCGUGGGAUGCGGCCGUAUUGAUCAGCAUUUUGAUAAUUUCGGCAUUGAUUGGCAUCUAUUAUCGGUACACAGGGGGCAAGCAAAAAACCACAAAGGAAUACCUGAUGGCGGACAAGAGCAUGACGACGUUCCCUGUGUCCUUCAGCCUGAUGGCCAGCUUCAUGUCCGCCAUCUCCCUCAUGGGCGUUUCAAAUGAGUCGUAUCAGUUUGGGACCAUGUUUUGUGUGAUAAAUAUCGCCUAUUGGAGCAGCACGCCCAUUGCCGCCUACAUAUUUCUGCCGGUCUUCUAUCGCAUGCAGACAACAAGUGUCUACGAGUACCUGGAGCGUCGGUUUGGCCAGGCCACCCGUCUGUGUGCCUCCUUAGCGUUCACAAUUCAAAUGGUCCUCUACAUGGGGAUAGCCCUGUAUGCUCCGGCUCUGGCCUUGGAGGCUGUUACUGGCAUUCCGCGGAGUACGGCCAUAUUGGUUAUUGGACUGGUCUGCACCUUUUACUCGACGCUCGGAGGUCUCAAAGCGGUUCUGAUCACGGAUGUCUUUCAGUCGUUCCUCAUGUUUGCCGCCAUCUUUGCGGUGAUAGCUGUUUCAGGAAUAAAGGCUGGCGGCUUGGGCGCAAUUUGGCAGGUGGCCGCGGAGCGUGGCCGACUGGAGAUAACCGAAUUUUCACUUGACCCAACGGUGCGACACACCUGGUGGUCCCUAAUUAUUGGCGGCAUGGUAACCUAUCUUUCGCUCUAUGGCGUCAAUCAGACCCAGGUCCAGCGGCUGUUAAGCGUACACAACUUAAAGAGCGCGCAGUCUGCGCUCUGGUGGAAUGUACCUAUAUUGGGCUUGCUCAGCUUUAGCACCAUCUUCAGUGGACUGGCCAUCUUCUACUACUACCGCAAUUGUGACCCGCUGCUGGAGGGACGCAUCAAGUCACGGGAUCAGCUCAUGCCGCUGUUCGCUGUGGACACCAUGGGUCAAUAUCCCGGCCUGUGUGGACUCUUUGUCUCGGGAAUAUUCUCUGCUAGUCUUUCCAGUAUUUCAUCAGCGGUCACGUCUCUGUCGGCCGUUACCCUGGAGGACUACCUGAAGCCAUUAUACAAGGUCAUUUUUAAACGGACUCUAAUCGACUCCAAGUCCACGCUCCCCACCAAAGUUGUGGCUUUUAUCUUUGGUCUGCUCUGCAUUGGACUGGCGUUCGGGGCUGGUUCCCUUGGAGGUGUCCUACAAGCUUCGCUUACCAUCUUUGGUGUGGUGGGAGGACCUCUGCUAGCUGUCUUUACGCUGGGAGUCUGCACAACGCGCAGUAAUCAACGCGGCGUGCUCCUGGGCUUCUGGAUCUCGAUCAUUUUCGCCUUCUUCAUUGGAUUUGGUGGACCCAAACCGAAACCGCAGACCCUGACGUUCAGUACCUCAGGAUGUGGAAACACCACCAGCUUUGUCGCAGAAGACCUGCGCCUAGCCACAGAGAGCAGUCGGGUGGCCACUGAGCAGGAGUACUUAUGGCUCUAUCGACUCUCCUAUCUGUGGUUCAGUGUCCUCGGAUUUCUCAUCGCUCUAGUCAUUGGCUACAGCGCCAGCAGGGUCCUAACGUACUUGAAAUGGGCGGACAACUCACAGAUAUAUUUAGACAAGUACAGAAAACAGCUGGACUACGACCUCUUUGCUCCCCCACUGUCUCGUCGGUGGCGGCGCCAAGAGCAAGAACGGGCCCAGUCAAUCCAGGAUGAGAUAUUCACCAAGCUAACAGAGCAAUAGUUCCAGCGAUAGUUUUAGUAGAAUUUAAUGAAAAAAAGGAUUUUCUAGGAGGCGUCGCCUGGCACUCACCAACCGCUUUAGUCGUAGGUCUUUAGUCUAAUAUGAUUGAUGUCGUACCUAAAAGUGCAUAACAAUGUGACCUUUUCGUAUACCUGUGUGAACAAAGCUUGAACGCAGAUCGACCACUACAGAGUCUUCCAUAGAAAAAUAAUUAUAUAAAUAAUUGUUAAUUACAGUAGAACAUAUGUUCAGGCCUACAC
Drosophila pseudoobscura is the source of this 2268-nucleotide messenger RNA. RefSeq names its product putative sodium-dependent multivitamin transporter. Gene Ontology annotation, molecular function: symporter activity. Gene Ontology annotation, biological process: transmembrane transport; sodium ion transport. The coding region runs from base 245 to 2008 and encodes 587 amino acids. The record is from RefSeq and is a predicted model, not a curated record. The transcript has 2 exons. NCBI's taxonomy places the organism in Eukaryota, Metazoa, Arthropoda, Insecta, Diptera, Drosophilidae. Gene Ontology annotation, cellular component: membrane.